This is a messenger RNA of Annulohypoxylon truncatum, 812 nucleotides long. RefSeq lists its product as uncharacterized. The record is from RefSeq and is a predicted model, not a curated record. The transcript has a single exon. The coding region runs from base 6 to 812 and encodes 268 amino acids. NCBI's taxonomy places the organism in Eukaryota, Fungi, Ascomycota, Sordariomycetes, Xylariales, Hypoxylaceae.
GCGCCAUGGAAAAGAGGUCAAAUAUUCGCCGAUAUGCCCAGACAGUCAGGGACUACUACGACGAUGGAGAACGCGAGGGCCGGGUAACGAUAUACGUCGAGCCGAGACAGAUAUAUGAUGCCACUACUGCUUUGGUGGACGCCCGGAGAGACAAGGUCCUGUUUAUCCAACUACCUUUUAAUUCACCUCGAUUACUGAACCUCUCCCACGAGCUCUUGCAUUCUAUACGCGAUGUCAGCCAUGUUCCCUGUACCUGGUUCUUCGGUAGCAACCGAGCCUUCCAGGGGCGCUAUCCCACACCUCAAGGCAAGAUGUUGUCGCUUCUGAGCAGCAUGAUAGUGCAGCUGAUCAAACUCUUGCCGAAAAGAUUCAACGACCCGGACAUGGCGCUCUCACAGCAAGUAUUCAAUAGCCUGCACCUACCCCAACCGGACCACAUGGGGAUGGCCAUAUCAAUCCCCGUGGCUAUCAAUAUCAUCAAAGCCCUCCUCAAAGUGAUUCCCCACGGGAUACUAUUCUUCUUCGAAGGAUGCGAUGACCUAGCACAAGCAUAUGAGAGACCUCUUGACGAAAUUUGUGGACACUUUGCGUAUUUACUUCGUUGCUUAGCACGACACGAAUCGGGAAGGCCUCGAAAGAUACUAUGGAUCCAGUCCGGAGCGUCUGCCUCCUUCGAAACAACGAUAUCAGGGGCGGUGAGAGCCGAAAACUACAACAGGGUUGAGUAUCCCCGAGAUUGGAAUGAUGGGAGAAGGAGAGGAACUAGAAGUAUUCUAACUACACGACCAUCAUAUGAACAAAGAGAAAGAUGA